AUACGAUAUGCUACAGUGGUUACAAUUCUUUGAAAUCAAUAAGAGAAACUUGACGAAUUAUCUGGUAUGAGGGUGAAAAGUGAGGAGUGUAAUCAUUGGGUGCUUAAUCAAAUGUCUUUGCUUUGGAGUGAUGGGAUGCAAUUUGAUAGGUUAACAAUCAAGUUUCUGUUGCUUGAGGUGAACCGUUACAUUUUAACUCUUGAAAGCUAAAUGGUAUUAUUGGUGUUAAAGGGAAGAUGGCACAAACAGGGCUAUUAUGUAUGUACUCUUUGAAUCAGUUUCUGUUGCUUGAGGUGAACCUUUACAAUUUACAUUUGAACUCCUGAAAGCUAAAUGGUAUUAUUGAUGUUACAGGGAAGAUGGCACAAACAGAGCUAUUAUAUAUGCACUCUUUGAAUUGGGACUAAAUUGUUGUGGUUUAAAUCUUUGAUUUGUGUUGUUUUGAAGAAUUGGGAUUGUGGGAUGAAGGGAAAUGCAGAGUCAGAACUGAUUGGAAAAAGCAUAUUCUUGUUCUCCAUUGCCUUUGCUUCUGCUAGACCUUCUAAGACCAUACAAGAGGAUUUAGCUGCUCCUUCUGCUGAUCAAGGUCCAACCCAUGUGUGUCAUGCAUCAAGAUUUGCUGAUCUUGGUCUUGACAUGGCAGAUUAUAUCUACUGCGACUCUUCUCUUCCAUUCGAUGUCAGGGCCAAGGACUUGGUGGACAGAAUGACAUUGAACGAGAAAGUCGAGCAGGUUGGGAAUUUGGCCACUGGAGUGCCAAGAAUUGGGCUUCUCAAGUACCAGUGGUGGUCAGAGGCACUCCAUGGUGUCUCCAAUGUUGGCCCUGGAACCUUCUUUGAUGACACCAUUCCUGGCGCUACAAGCUUCCCUACUGUCAUUCUCUCUGCUGCUGCCUUUAAUCAGUCUCUAUGGAAAUCCAUUGGCCAGGCUGUUUCGACGGAGGCAAGAGCCAUGUACAAUCUGGGGAAAGCAGGAUUGACAUACUGGAGUCCAAAUAUUAACGUGGUGAGAGAUCCCAGGUGGGGAAGAGCCAUUGAGACUCCAGGAGAAGAUCCUUAUGUGGUGGGUACAUUCGCUACAAAUUACGUAAGAGGAUUGCAAGAUGUUCCAGGGACUGAAAACACAGCAGACUUGAACUCUAGACCUCUCAAGGUUUCCUCUUGUUGCAAGCACUAUGCUGCCUAUGAUGUCGAUGCCUGGAAGGGAGUUGAUCGCUAUCACUUUGAUGCAAGAGUGAGUGAGCAAGAUAUGAAGGAGACAUUCCUUAGGCCUUUUGAGAUGUGUGUUAAAGAUGGCGACGUUAGCAGUGUCAUGUGUUCCUAUAAUCGGGUUAAUGGCAUUCCUGCUUGUGCUGAUCCAUAUCUUCUCAAGAACACUAUCAGAGGGGAAUGGGACCUUCAUGGAUAUAUUGUCUCUGAUUGUGAUUCUAUUGAGGUAAUGCAUGAUGAUCACAAAUGGCUUGGUGACUCAAAAGAGGAUGCUGUUGCACAAGUUCUUAAAGCAGGAUUGGAUCUUGACUGUGGAGACUACUACACCAAAGCUCUUGGAAACUCAGUGAGGCAAGGAGAAGUAAAGGAGGCUGACCUUGACAAGUCAUUGAAGUACCUUUAUGUGGUUCUUAUGAGGCUUGGAUUCUUUGAUGGAAGCCCUCAAUUCAACAGCCUUGGAAAGAAUGAUGUUUGUUCAGACGCUAACUUGGAGUUAGCUACUGAAGCAGCCAGAGAAGGAAUUGUACUAUUGAAGAAUGAUAACAAAACUCUCCCUCUGAAGUCUUGUGACAUCAGUAAAAUAGCAGUUAUUGGACCCCAUGCAAAAGCAACAUCUGCAAUGAUCGGAAAUUAUGCUGGCAUUCCUUGCGGAAUUGUUACUCCAUUUGAUGGUAUCUCCAAGUAUGGAGGAGAAGUCACAUAUGAAAAGGGAUGCAGCGACGUAGCUUGCAAGGACGAUAGUUUGAUCUUUUCAGCCAUGAAUGCUGCAAAGAAUGCUGAUGCUACUAUUCUUUUGGUGGGUUUGGACUUGUCUGUGGAGGCUGAGAGCUUGGAUAGGAAUGAUCUUCUCCUCCCAGGUUACCAAACUCAAUUAAUCAACCAAGUAGCUGAAUCAUCUUCAGGUCCUCUAGUUGUUGUGAUUAUGUCAGCCGGUGGGAUCGACAUAAGCUUUGCCAAGAACAAUCCUAAAAUUAAAGCUAUUCUUUGGGCCGGCUAUCCUGGCGAGAAAGGUGGUCGCGCCAUUGCUGAUGUUAUCUUCGGAAAAUACAAUCCAGGUGGAAGAUUGCCCCUUACAUGGUAUGAAGCUGGUUAUGUGGACAUGCUGCCAAUGACAUCCAUGCCACUAAGGCCUGUUGAUAGCUUGGGUUACCCUGGAAGAACAUACAAGUUCUUCAAUGGCUCAACAGUAUACCCAUUCGGGUAUGGCCUUAGCUACACAAAUUUCAGUUACAGCGUUCUUACAUCCCCUGCAACUUCAGUAAAGAUAAAACUAAACAAGUUCCAGCAUUGUCGCAACGUGAACUACUCAGAGUCAGAGCAGGCCGCCACCAUCAACAAUUGUCCUGCUGUAGUGAUUGAUGACCUUGAAUGUGGAUAUAAAUUUGGGUUUGAAGUUGCAGUCGAGAAUGUUGGGAAGGAGGAUGGAAGUGAUGUUGUCAUGGUUUACUCCAAGCCACCAGAGGGAAUAGUUGGUAGUCACUCCAAACAACUGAUUGGCUUCGAGAGAGAGUUUGUGAAAUCAGGAGAAACCAAGGUGGUGAAGUUUGAGUUUGAUGCUUGCAAGAGCUUGAACAUAGUUGAUACCUCUGGUUACAAUCUUUUGCCAUCCGGUGGGCAUAUAAUCAUGGUGGGAGAGGGAGAUAAUGUAAUCUCAUUCCCACUUCAACUCAGUUACUACAAUUAGAGGCCUGGCCUACUUUUCCCAAAUAAGAGAGUAUUUAGAAUAGGAAUUUAAUUUAGAGUUUAGUUUGGGGUGGGUUUUGUCUUGUUUCUUUUAUGCACUGAUAACGCUUAUGUUACCAAACAUUGAUCUUUCAAGUAGGAUUCUACCAUUAAAGGUUCAUCAA
Molecule: messenger RNA, 3055 nt
Organism: Tripterygium wilfordii
Lineage: Eukaryota; Viridiplantae; Streptophyta; Magnoliopsida; Celastrales; Celastraceae
Product: probable beta-D-xylosidase 5
Exons: 8
Coding region: 463-2892 (809 amino acids)
Biological process (GO): arabinan catabolic process; xylan catabolic process
Cellular component (GO): plant-type cell wall
Molecular function (GO): alpha-L-arabinofuranosidase activity; xylan 1,4-beta-xylosidase activity
Source: RefSeq, a predicted model, not a curated record